AUGCAAAUCCACGAUAGGCUCAAAGCUACCCGUGAUAGGCAGAAGAGCUAUGUAGAUAAGAGGCGAAAACCUUUUAAGUUCCAAAUUGGGGACAAAGUUCUAUUAAAAGUAUCACAUUGGAAAGGUGUCACGAGAUUUGGAAAGAAGGGCAAGUUGAGCCCGAGAUAUAUUGGACCAUUCGAGAUAACCGAAUGUGUCAGUUCCGUAGCUUGUAGACUUAAGCUACCUUACAAACUCAGUGGAAUCCAUGAUGUGUUCCACAUCUCAAAUUUAAAGAAAUGUCUAGCAGAUGCGUCGCUAGCAAUGCGGCACCAUGAUGUGCAAAUUGAUGAAAACCUAAGCUUCAUUGAGAAACCGAUUUCGAUCGAGGAUCGACAGGUUAAAAAGUUACGUAAGAAACGGAUCCCCAUCGUGAAAGUCAAAUGCGAUUCCCGUCGUGGCCCAGAAUAUACAUGGGAGGUGAAUUAUGCCGCCAAGACAAAGAGGAAGAGGAAAGGGUCCUAUGUAGGGAGGACCAUCACGAAAACUACCAUCACACUUGCAUCACUCGAGAUCUCCCCAGCAUUUGAGUGA
Molecule: messenger RNA, 573 nt
Organism: Helianthus annuus (common sunflower)
Lineage: Eukaryota; Viridiplantae; Streptophyta; Magnoliopsida; Asterales; Asteraceae
Exons: 2
Coding region: 1-573 (190 amino acids)
Source: RefSeq, a predicted model, not a curated record